Molecule: messenger RNA, 813 nt
Organism: Lodderomyces parapsilosis
Lineage: Eukaryota; Fungi; Ascomycota; Pichiomycetes; Serinales; Debaryomycetaceae
Exons: 1
Coding region: 1-813 (270 amino acids)
Source: RefSeq, a predicted model, not a curated record
AUGUCAUUUGAAUAUCAAACCCUUGAUCAAACACUUGCACUCAAACUUAAAGUCACCACUUUAUUAGAUCAAGAGAUUGUUGGGUUUAUUUAUACAUUUUCAUCCUCCAAUGAAGUACUAGUCUUAAUAACUAGUGGCACAGAUCAAGCAAAGCAAGACUCGAGAGCAUCCUCAUCAUCAGCGUCCUCAUCCUCAUCAUCAGCAUCAACACCACCACCACCAACAAAUCAAACAAAUCGAUACCGCAUCAUCAACACGUCGUUCAUUAAAAGCAUACAAGUUUUAAACAGAAAGAUAAUACCUAGACCCAACAAGAGUAACAGACUCGUGUUUGAGCCAAUCAAUAUCGACGAUUUGAAUCAAUUUCUACAAGAACAGAUUCAAAUUUACAAAGCCUCUUCAGUCGACAUCACCACCAACUCGACAAAGGGAGCAGCAUUGCAUUCAAGUUCAUCGCAACCGCAUAAGAGCAUACCAUUGGCACAAGCAGCCCAGCAACAAGUGCAUGCACAACAACAAACUCCACCAGCACAACAACACCAGCACCAGCAUCGCCAUCAGCAUAACCAGAAAUCGAUUGCUUCUCAACUACAUGACAAGUUGCUGACCUGGUUUGGUAGCGAAAAUGUCAUCUAUGGAAAUCAAAAACAUACUGAAUUGAUCAUUCACAACGACAUUAAAUUGAUGAAACCAUUCACGAAUACGCAAAAGAAUGUGCAAGUGUUGAAUAAACAAACCAAGCAUUUACCUGCUUUGACUCGAGCAUUGAAACAAUUCUGGGAUGGUAUAGAUACUGAAAAGAAAGGUGGGUAA